AUGUUAUUCAUCAUUUUUUUGUUAAAUUUAUAAGUUGCAGUAUACACGCGUUAUUCAACAACACAGGUAAAAAAUACUGUAGCUUUUAAAUAAUAUAAACUUUAUACUAGUGAGACUACAGUAUUCAAGGCAGGAAAUUCAAUAAAUUUAGAAUAAAACCUCAUAUUAGAAAUCAGAUAAGAAGGGAUUGAUUAAGUUGAUAUUCAAAUCUACGACGAGGCAAAUAAGCAUUUUAGACUGCCAUCAGAUCCUGUAAUAGAAUUUACUUAUAAUAGCCUUUCAACUAUAAUGAUGUGAAGGAUCCUCAAUAAUUUAAUUCUUAUGAUUAUGACGUCAAAGUACAAGAAAAUAAUAUUGCGAUACAAGUACAAAGAGAUGAUGCUACCAUUUUUUAAAUAACCGAUUUAAUCUUUAGUGAAACAUAUAUUGAAUUCACUCAUAUUCCACAAAAUAAAUAAAUGUGGGGUUUAGGAGAAAGAAAUUAAGUUGGAUUUCGUUUCAGAGAAGGCAUCUACACACUAUUUGCAAGAGAUGAACCCAAUAUAAUAGAAGAUGGGAAGCGACCUGGAAAACAUGUAUAUUCUAGUCACCCAGUAUUAUUAAGUAUGGAAGAAAGUGGUAAAUUCAAUGUGAUGUUCUACAAAACAUCAUCUCCAAUGGAUGUCCAUUAUGGAGAGGAUAAAAUGAAAUUCAUAACCAUAGGUGGAAUCAUCCACAUAAAGUUAUUCCUAGGCGACACAUCUCCCAGAUCUGCAAUUAAAAAGUAUCAUAAAUAUUUGGGUGGUUGGAUGCUCCCACCAUUUUGGGGAUUUGGAUUUCAUUAAUGCAGAUGGGGAUACAAAAACAGCAGUGUUUUAAUAGAUGUUGUACAAUAGUAUUAGAAAAAUCUUAUACCAAUUGAUAUCAUCUGGACUGAUCUUGACUACAUGGAUGAUAGAUAAAUAUUCUCGGUUGAUAAACAUAAAUUCCCAAAGAAAGAUUUUUAAUACUUAAAAGGGUUGGGUGUCAGAUAUAUUCCAUUGUUAGAUGUGGCUGUUGGAGUAAAAUAUGGAAGUGAAGAUGAAGGUUAUAGAAAGGGAACAGAGUAUGAUGUUUUUUUAUAUUCUCCAAAUACUGGAUAUCGUUUUUAGGGAUAUGUUUGGCCAGGUGAUUCUUAUUUCCCUGAUUUCUUUCAUCCGAAUAUCAGUAAAUAUUGGAAUGAGAUGCAUGAACAUCUCUACGAAUAAGUAGAAUUUGAUGGUCUAUGGGUUGAUAUGAAUGAGCCAGCGAAUUUCUGUGAAGGAGAAUGCGAUUGGAGUAAUCAUCUUAGAGAUCACCCUAAAAGAGAAGACAAGUUGAAUAAUGCAAUCAACUUUCCUUACAUCCCAGGAUAAAUACCAUUAGCUAAUAAAACAUUGCCUCCUCAUUUGUUACAUCAUGGACAAUAUUUACAUAAGGAUGUCCAUAAUCUCUAUGGAAUCAUGGAUUCUUACUAUACUUAUUUAGCUCAAAAAGAAUUGGGGAAGGUGCAGCCAUUUCAAAUAACCAGAUCUACAUUUCCAGGUACGGGUAAAUAUGCUUAGCAUUGGACAGGGGAUAAUGGAGCAUCAUGGGAUUUCCUUUAUUUAUCAUUGGGACAAGUAUUUUAAUUUUAAAUUUUCGGAAUUCCAAUGGUUGGAGCUGAUGUUUGUGGCUUUAUGGGUGACACAAACGAUAAACUCUGUUGUAGGUGGAUUUAGUUGGCCUUCUUUUACCCCUUUUUCAGAAAUCAUAAUAAUGAUUUAUCAAAACCAUAAGAGUUCUACAAUCUUGGAUUUCACGUUGUUCAAUCUGCUCAAAAAAAUAUACAUCUCAGAUAUUCAUUAUUGAAAUGGUUUUAUUCUAUUUUUAUUAGGGAAUAAAAUCACGGGUCAGGUAUAUUAUAAUAAAUAAAUAUUAGUAAUAAAUCCCCUGUUUUUCAUUUUCCCUGAGGAUUAUCUUACUUAUAGAGAUUUUGUGAUGGAUACUCAAUUGUUGAUAGGAGAGGAGUUAAUGGGUGCCCCCAUUCUCAAUGAAGGAGUUACUAGAAUUGCAUAUUUCCCAGAUUCUAACUGGUAUGAUCUGAUUACUGGAUUGGAAUUGAAGGGCAAAUAGGAUCAUACUUUGUAUUGUUCAUACAAUGAAAUAGUCCCAAUAUUUCUCAGAAGUGGAUACCUAGUGAUACAAAAUACAAAAGAAAACAUUAAAAAUCUUAAAUCUUUAGAUAAUCAUUAUAGAAUUAUUGCAGCUCCAUUAAACCAGGAAGCGAAAGGAGUAUUUGCAGAUUUAGAUAAUUUUGAAGAUGAAGAAAAGGCGCUUGAGGCUGAAAUUAUUCAUAUAAAAUUAGCAGUCGAAGAGAAAAGCAUAAAGAUUACGAUUUCUUAAAGUCACUCAGAAUUAUUGAUAGAUGAGAUAUUGAUUUAUGGAUUAGAAUGUUCAUAUAAAUAAUGCACGUCUGGGUAUUAUAAAUACAACUCAGUAUUCAAAGGUCCAUUUAGUUUGGGACAAGAUAAAACAGAAUUAGUGCUAAAAUGA
Messenger RNA from Paramecium octaurelia, 2532 nucleotides. Lineage: Eukaryota; Ciliophora; Oligohymenophorea; Peniculida; Parameciidae. The record is from the annotation of a GenBank genome assembly.